GGCGCGCUUUCAACAGUUUGUUCCAGACUCUUCAUCUAGAAAAACGCGCUGUUAUGGCUGCCUAUAUCCACCACGUGGCAGUUACACUGAUUUUACUGCUAACGUGGUUUUUUAUAUCAUCAGCUAGAAUAGUGUCUGAUAUAUCCGAUAAUGAUCCUGACAAGGAAAUGCCCCUGGAAAUUAAAGAAAGAACCAGAAUCUUCCCUGAUGAACUCAAAUUCUCCGAUUAUACGUUUAGUCGUCCAUAUAGAGCCAUAAGAAGAAUAAUGAAACCCAGAGCUACACGGAUCGGUGAAAAUUUAUUCACUGCAAGAGGUUACGGAAAACGGGCUGGAAAAAACGACAUGGAAUUAUUGAGUGCUAGAACCUAUGGAAAAAGGAAUGAGGAUCAAUUGUCUUCUUAUUUGUGUGCCAUUACAAAGUGCCAUGAACCCUAUCAAACGUCCCCGAACAUAAACGAAAAUAUGAUGGCCCGAAUGAUGGAACGGCGAGAUACAGAGUUGCCCAAUGAACUGGAAAUGGACGAAGACUGAGUUAAAUUUAAUAUCCUUUAAAUAACUAAUAAUAUUAUAACUUUGCAGAUUAAUAAAGUAAUCCUUUAGUAUGUUAAAAAAGUUACAAAUGUGAUCCUGAACGUAGUAUAACUUCUUGUAAGAUAACCUUAACGAGUAAAUUAAGUUCACAAAAUAUAUAUAGAUGACAAAAUAUUAUGUUAACUGUUAAACUCUAUGCAAAGUUACUUAAAAUAUCAGUAGUUUGCUUAACAAGUAUAGGCCUUAUACAGACAUCAUCUGUCAGUAUGUUUUAUUUAUUAGUGACAAUAGAGGCACCUGCCAAGCAGAUUGCUGGUAUUCCAAAUGACAUUAUAUAAACUAUAGGGAAAUUUAUUUUAUUGGAAAAAAUAGCUUUUAUUAUUAUUAGAUUAUUCGAACAGGACUCUAUAUAAAAAACGAAUUGAAAACAACAAUAAAACUUUAGGCAAAGUAAAAGUACGUAAAUUAUAUUGUUAUAUAAAUAUGUUACUUUAUAUUAUUGAAAUAUCUGUUAGCCUAAUGAUAAACUAUAUUAAAUUAAGUAAAUAAAUAUAGAAAAAAGCAA
Molecule: messenger RNA, 1098 nt
Organism: Anthonomus grandis grandis
Lineage: Eukaryota; Metazoa; Arthropoda; Insecta; Coleoptera; Curculionidae
Exons: 4
Coding region: 54-533 (159 amino acids)
Source: RefSeq, a predicted model, not a curated record